Tripterygium wilfordii is the source of this 747-nucleotide messenger RNA. Its product is annotated as replication protein A 70 kDa DNA-binding subunit-like. Gene Ontology annotation, molecular function: DNA binding. The transcript has 5 exons. The record is from RefSeq and is a predicted model, not a curated record. Gene Ontology annotation, biological process: DNA replication; DNA recombination; DNA repair. The coding region runs from base 10 to 747 and encodes 245 amino acids. Gene Ontology annotation, cellular component: nucleus. Lineage: Eukaryota; Viridiplantae; Streptophyta; Magnoliopsida; Celastrales; Celastraceae.
UUGGCAACGAUGAGGCCAGAAAAUAUGGAAUACUUCAGGACUAUGCUUACUGAGAAAGAAAUUUACUUCUUCAGCAACUUUAAGUUGUUCCCUAUCAGGCCUAGCUAUCAUCCAUGUCCAGGUGACUAUAUGAUAAAAUUUGACAGGAAUACAAAGAUUGAAAAGGCUACACAGACUGCCAAUAUUAUCCCACUCGAGAAGUUUCAUUUUGUUGAUUAUGCUGAAAUGCAAGGCAGAGUUCGAAAUAAAGUGCAGCUAACAGAUAUGAUAGGGCAGAUUGUCAAUGCUGGACAUCUGAAUGAGAUAUAUGCCAAUAACAAAACAGUGAGGCUCCGUAAGUUGGACUUCCAGGAUGAGAUGAUGAAUGUCAUAUCAGUUACACUAUGGGGAGAUUUGGCAAUAGAUUUUGAUGGUCGGAAAAUCCUUAUGGAUGCUAAAAACAAGCCAGUGAUCAUAAUCUGCGCAGCGAUGAUGGUUUCAACAUUCUCAGGAAAAAAUAUCUUGAGUAGUAUAUCUUCUUCAAAGGUAUAUCUCAAUCUGGAUAUUCCAGAGGUUCAUCAGUUAAGAGAAAGGAUAGUUCAACCUGUGGAUUUCAAGAUUCUGCCAUCUAGCCUGGCUGUGCUGACAAAUCCAGAUGAUGAGAUGAAAAAAAAUAGGAAGAAGAUAGUUGAGUUAUUGUCAUUGAAUGUCGAGCAAGAUGCUGUGAGUAUGAAGGCUAUCAAGCUUAUGUAUAUCUUAUUAGAAUAA